This is a messenger RNA of Gigantopelta aegis, 4149 nucleotides long. Its product is annotated as zinc finger MYND domain-containing protein 15-like. Gene Ontology annotation, molecular function: histone deacetylase binding. The transcript is spliced from 11 exons. Lineage: Eukaryota; Metazoa; Mollusca; Gastropoda; Neomphalida; Peltospiridae. The record is from RefSeq and is a predicted model, not a curated record. Gene Ontology annotation, biological process: negative regulation of DNA-templated transcription. The coding region runs from base 80 to 1645 and encodes 521 amino acids.
UCAGUAUACACUCAUUGUAAUAAUAUCAAGUGUUGAGUUUCACAGUCUCUAUACAGUUAAAUUCCUGUGAUUCAGCAAAAUGGAUGGCACCAAAAAGUCUAAAGAAGAAAUUGAUGCAUAUGUCGACGAAUUGUUCAAGCAGAAUCCUGACAAGUUUGCCGAGUUGGCGGUCGAUAUACAAGACAAGAUGGCCCAAAGUGUGGGACAAGAAGAGAAAAUUCGAGCUCUACCGAUGGAAGACACAAUCUGGUUCAUCGUUGAACUUGAAACAGUUGUUGAUGAUGAUGGUGUUACCCAUCGUUACGUCCAGAUGAACGACAAGAGAGGGAUGGGACUCGGGGUCAAUGUGGCCGAUCCCAGCAACAAGACGUUGUCACAGCAGGCGUACAACCUCUUCUGCUACUGCUGUCUGUUUCCUGUAGCCAAGUCGCCACGACGACCUCGCAUAGUCACCUACCAGGACAAGACCAAACUUCAGUCUGCGGCUAUUUUGGAUCUCAGCACUGUUGGUGUCUACUUCAUGAGCCCUGGUCUCGGUCCACCACUGUCCAUGAGUGAACUCUGGUUCCGCCAGUGCAACAUGUGUCCAAUGAAAGGAACACCAGAUCUCUUUAAAAAGUGCUCAUCAUGUGAUGCCAUCAUCUACUGCUCUAAGGAGUGUCAGAAGCGAGGCUGGUCGCAGCCCGGAGAUAUGAAGAAUCACAGUCAUAAACGGUGGUGUGCUCGCAUGAAGCAGUACAUGACCAGAACAACAGAACUCGCAGACUUCCCGUUCUCAUAUGUACAAGAAACAACCAGUCUCGACUUCCAUGUGCUUGCGUAUCGGAAGUUUCUAAAGAAACAUGGCGUCUACAACAAGGGCAUGUGGCGACGAGAAUGUCUCCUGUGGGCGCAACAAGGAAACGACAUUCCUUUUGGGGACCUAACUGAUGAUGACAACCCAUUUGUACUGCCCACAGAGGGUGCUGUCCUCAGCACAAAACCAGACAGUGUUCCUCCAGAUAUGAGCAAGCCGUUCACUGAUUGGACACAGUAUUACACAUUUCGAGGAUUUAGUCUGGAUUCUCCAAUAGCAGCCCUGCUUAGUUUUCCACUGACGUUGUACUACCUUGUAACAUCAUGUUUUAAAACUGACUAUCCAGAUCGUCUUAAGACUGGAGACACGUUCGUCAUUCAUCUUGUUGGUGCAGAGAAAGAGGUGGAGAUGUUAGCAGCAUUUCAGGAAUUUGCAAGGUUGCUUCCCACAAUGAAGUUCCAGAUUGACAUGGUGGGCAAUGAAAUAUCAAAGAGUGUUAAGAAAGGGAGACAACUGGAGAACAUAAAAAUGACGUGUUACAAGGGCUGGUACCACACGCAGAAACUUGAUAAACCAGAUCUCGUAGUGGGAUUCAAUGCAGGAAUUGGGGCGUAUGUGACAUGGGGAGAGACACUAAAGAAACUGAAGAUGGACAGCACUCCAGUGUAUUUGACGGAUUACUGCCAACUGAGUUGUGAGUGUGCGAGAGAGGCCAUGGAAGGUCUUGGUGUCGGCUCCACAACUGAACCAAUCAUCAACCCAUUUCGCAGUCCGCUCAGGAAAGUGUGUGAAGAAAAUAACAUGCCCUGGUAUAGCAACGCUUUUAUAUACCGGCUCAUUUACAGCUGAGAGAACAUGUCCUGGUGCAGCCUCGGUAGUAACUUAGAAAAGAUGCUCAAAUAUGACUUCAUCAUGCCCUGGUACAGGCUCAUUAGCAGCUGAUAAAACAUGCCCUGAUGAUGCAUCAUUAAAUUAUUAAUAGCUUAGAAAUGAUGCCCUGGUGAAGCCUCAUUAAGUAGCUUAGAAAUCAUGCCCUGGUACCAUGAAUUCAUGCCCUGGAACAGCAAUGUCUUUAUAUAGACUUAUUUACAUCUGAUAAAAUGGGAAAAAAUAGGCCCUGGUAGAGCAUCAUUAAUAGCUUAGAAAUUAUGUCCUGGUACCACAACAUCAUGUCCUGGAACAGCAAUGUUUUUAUAUAGACAUUUAUAGCUGAUAAAAUUAUUAAAUUGGUAGAGCCUCAUUAAAGGAUUCCCUGGUAGAGCUCAGAAAUGAUGCGCUGGAACAGCAAUAUCUUUAUAUAAACGUAUUUACAGCUGAUAACAUGAAACAAAACAGGCCCUGGUAGAGCAUCAUUAAAUAGUUUGGAAAUGAUGCCCUGGUACAGCAAUGUCUUUAUAUAGACUUAUUUACAGCAGGCCCUGGUAGAGCCUCAUUAAAUACUAUGAUGGAGUCUCUUUAACAGCUUAGAAAUGGAUGUCCUGGUACAGCAAUGUGUUUAUAUAGACUUAUUUACAGCAGGCCCUGGUAGAGCCUCAUUAAAUACUAUGAUGGAGUCUCUUUAACAGCUUAGAAAUGGAUGUCCUGGUACAGCAAUGUGUUUAUAUAGACUUAUUUACAGCAGGCCCUGGUAGAGCCUCAUUAAAUACUAUGAUGGAGUCUCUUUAACAGCUUAGAAAUGGAUGUCCUGGUACAGCAAUGUGUUUAUAUAGACUUAUUUACAGCAGGCCCUGGUAGAGCCUCAUUAAAUACUAUGAUGGAGUCUCUUUAACAGCUUAGAAAUGGAUGUCCUGGUACAGCAAUGUGUUUAUAUAGACUUAUUUACAGCAGGCCCUGGUAGAGCCUCAUUAAAUACUAUGAUGGAGUCUCUUUAACAGCUUAGAAAUGGAUGUCCUGGUACAGCAAUGUGUUUAUAUAGACUUAUUUACAGCAGGCCCUGGUAGAGCCUCAUUAAAUACUAUGAUGGAGUCUCUUUAACAGCUUAGAAAUGGAUGUCCUGGUACAGCAAUGUGUUUAUAUAGACUUAUUUACAGCAGGCCCUGGUAGAGCCUCAUUAAAUACUAUGAUGGAGUCUCUUUAACAGCUUAGAAAUGGAUGUCCUGGUACAGCAAUGUGUUUAUAUAGACUUAUUUACAGCAGGCCCUGGUAGAGCCUCAUUAAAUACUAUGAUGGAGUCUCUUUAACAGCUUAGAAAUGGAUGUCCUGGUACAGCAAUGUGUUUAUAUAGACUUAUUUACAGCAGGCCCUGGUAGAGCCUCAUUAAAUACUAUGAUGGAGUCUCUUUAACAGCUUAGAAAUGGAUGUCCUGGUACAGCAAUGUGUUUAUAUAGACUUAUUUACAGCAGGCCCUGGUAGAGCCUCAUUAAAUACUAUGAUGGAGUCUCUUUAACAGCUUAGAAAUGGAUGUCCUGGUACAGCAAUGUGUUUAUAUAGACUUAUUUACAGCAGGCCCUGGUAGAGCCUCAUUAAAUACUAUGAUGGAGUCUCUUUAACAGCUUAGAAAUGGAUGUCCUGGUACAGCAAUGUGUUUAUAUAGACUUAUUUACAGCAGGCCCUGGUAGAGCCUUAUUAAAUACUAUGAUGGAGUCUCUUUAACAGCUUAGAAAUGGAUGUCCUGGUACAGCAAUGUGUUUAUAUAGACUUAUUUACAGCAGGCCCUGGUAGAGCCUCAUUAAAUACUAUGAUGGAGUCUCUUUAACAGCUUAGAAAUGGAUGUCCUGGUACAGCAAUGUGUUUAUAUAGACUUAUUUACAGCUGAUAAAACAGGCCCUGGAAGAGCAUCAUUAAAUGAUACUAUGGUGGAAUCUCUUUAAUAGCUUAGAAGUGGAUGUCCUGGUACAGCAAAGCAGUUAGUGUUUGUGCCCCAUCCCUCUAUAAAAUCAUGGCUAGUCAAUCCCAUUAGUCAAUAAAUAUACUUCUAACUGUGGCUUAGUUUUAAUACAGGUUUAUCUUCCCAUGGUAAUGAUAUACUUGGACAUGGAUUGUAUACAUAACAAAUCUAAAUGUUUUUGUUUCAUCCGUGCUGUACUGAAGGAAUUCGAGGCUGGUUAUGGAGAAGCGAAGGACUUUGUAAACCUUGUUCAGUUAUUAGCUUCAAGCUCAAUUUGGUUUUUUUCUACUGUUACUGGUGAUGAAUUUUUGUGGACUGGAGAAUUCAAGUUUUAUCAAAACUGCAUUGGUUGUACAACUGACACACCCAUUAGUUAGUGCUUGUUUGUAUGGAUGCAUCAUUAGCAAAAUGACCUUAUUUAUUUACACGUCAUAUAAAAUUACAACCCUCUUAUUGGUCACUAGAAAAUGUCUACAUUAUGUUGUACUUUUAUUUAGCAUUUUUGUAAUAAAAUUGUUUUACUUUU